Paramuricea clavata is the source of this 2645-nucleotide messenger RNA. The record is from the annotation of a GenBank genome assembly. NCBI's taxonomy places the organism in Eukaryota, Metazoa, Cnidaria, Anthozoa, Malacalcyonacea, Plexauridae.
AUGGCUAAAUGGUUUUUGACUCUGGCAGUAAGUUUUUGGUUAUUAAAAAGAUCUAAAACUGCACUACCUCACCACAACAACACUUCAAUGCCUGGGAAUAUCGUCAUUUCAUCGAAACUAACAUCAAUACCGGACAGAUUGAGCUACAUUUGGACAUCUACACGUGAUGUCGUAUUAAGAAAAUGUGCAAUGUCUUCUAAAUAUCGUUAUGGCUUGGAGUUUAAAAUAAAGAAGAAUAAUCUACACUUAUUCCUGCUAAUAUUAUUAUCUGGAGACGUUGCCACAAAUCCAGGACCUGGAACUUCGACUGAACACACUAGUAAUGAACUCAAUGCCAUUUAUCUGAACGCGCGAAGUCUUAAAGCUUUUGUGCCAUUUAAUGAUGAUUCUUCUGCUAAAGUCUGCAAGAUCACUUUGUUACAGGAACUAGUUCAUAGUGGGUCCUAUGACAUCAUCUGCAUUUGCGAAACUUGGCUCAAUGACUCAAUUAUAAGCAGCGAGCUGCUGCCUGGAUAUAGUGUCUUUCGCCGAGAUAGAGUUGAAAAGGUUGGGGGCGGAGUGCUUGUUGCCGUGAAAGCCAAUCUGCAUGCGACUAGACGGCCAGAUCUCGAAAGAAAUGAAAUCGAACUAGUUGUAGUGGAACUUAAUAACACGAACAGUAAACCUGUAAUCCUGUAUACGUUUUAUCGUCCUCCUGUUUCAGGCCCCGAAGUUUUCCAUCACCUUAGUUCAUCACUUCAGAAUACAAGCGAAUCUAGCUGUAUUGUUUUGGUAGGAGACUUCAAUCUUCCCGCACUUGACUGGACUACAUUCGAUGAACAAAUCCCUACUACGGCCGGAGGUCAACUGGAAAACAGUUUCUGCGAUCUGUUUGAUGAUAAUUUCCUACAGCAAUUCAUUCUUGGUCCUACCCACAACUGUGGCAAUAAACUUGACCUUCUUCUAAGUAACUGUCCUGAAAUUAUUACCAAUGUCGAAACAUCUACUCCCGAACAGUGCAAAUUUCCAACCGAUCAUUAUAUCGUCGAAUUUCAGAUCAAACUUAAAUUUAAGCGAGCUACUGUAGGAAUGUCAAACGUCGAAUUUACAACUACAAAAUGGCAAACUUUGAAGGUUUGCGUAGCUGCUUGUCCAAUGUACCGUUUGAGAACGCUUUCUCGGAUGAUAUUGUCCAAUACUGGUCGAAUUGGAAAGACUUAUUCUUGACGGCUGUGAAUAAAUUCGUCCCUGUUAAAACCAUUAAAGACAUAAAUUCCCCCCAAUGGAUUGACGGCGAAGUUCGUCAGCUUGUCCGUAAGAAAUACGCUGCACUCAAGAAAUUCCGCCAGAAUAGAUCCAUCAUCCGUAAGCAAAAGUUGCGUUGUAUAAGUCAAAACAUCAAGAGUUUGAUCAGAAAAAAACAUCGCGAAUAUCUAGAAAGAGUCGAAAGUUCGUUCAACAAAAACCCGAAGUUUUUCUGGAGCUACCAUAAAGCUAUUCUACACCAUAAGGAACAACACAACGCGGUUGUUACUUACAAAGAUAUUACAGCCAAAACUCCAGCAGAGAAAGCUGAACUUUUUAAUUCAUACUUCUCAUCUGUGUUUGUACCAUCAAAAUUCACCACUGACACUGACAUAGACUCUUUUGAUUCCGAUACCCAAAUAUCUGAUAUAACCUUAACAACGGAAGAAGUUGCUGCGUGUCUGUAUAAUCUGGACAUCUCUAAGGCAAGCGGCCCAGAUGGCAUUCCAGCAAGAAUUCUAAAGGAAUGUUGCCACCAAAUCGCACCUAGCAUUUGUGACCUGUUCAAUCAUUCGCUACGCACUGGGCGCCUUCCCUCCGAAUGGAAAUCAGCUGAUGUUACACCCAUUGACAAGAAAGACCUUAAAGAACCCGUUGAAAAUUACAGACCGAUUUCCCUCCUGCCUAUCAUCAGCAAAGUUUUGGAACGUUGUGUUUCCAGGAGAUUCUACGAUCACGUCAUUCACCUCAUCACACCAUCACAACAUGGUUUUCUUAGAAAUCGUUCGUGUAUCACGCAGCUUGUCCAAGUUCUUCAAGCUGGGUUCCUGUUAUCUCUGGCGUGCCACAAGGAAGUAUCCUGGGUCCGAUACUUUUUGCUGUCUUCAUAAACGAUCUUCCGGAAGUAAUAUCCAAUGGCUCUUCGGAAGCUAUGUAUGCUGAUGAUACAAAGUUGUUUAGAAACAUCAACUCUACAACUGACGGUGAUUGUCUACAAGAAUCUUUAUCCAACCUCGACACGUGGAGCCAUGAUAAUAACAUCAAGUUCAACGCAUUAAAAUGUAAGGUUUUGAGCGUGACUCGAAAGAAAUAUCCCGUGACUUACAACUAUCAUCUGGGUUCAUCUUCGUUGCUUCGUGUCCGGAAAGAAAAAGAUCUCGGCAUCAUCGUGACAGACAAUCUCUUGUGGAACUCGCAUAUUCAAAUGAUAACAGCUAAAGCUAACAAGAUGCUUGGUCUCCUAAAGAGAACUUGUCCUUUAUUGACGGAAACCAAAAUCCGGCGUUCAUUAUACCUAUCGCUUGUUAAGUCGAAGUUAUGCUAUGGUACUGAAAUUUGGUCUCCAUCCAAUGUUUCCCUCAAAGUCAAGAUCGAAAGAAUACAACGACGAGCGACAAGAUGGAUCCUAAGAUCAAGAAUAG